Molecule: messenger RNA, 3614 nt
Organism: Hypoxylon trugodes
Lineage: Eukaryota; Fungi; Ascomycota; Sordariomycetes; Xylariales; Hypoxylaceae
Exons: 3
Coding region: 452-3511 (1019 amino acids)
Biological process (GO): regulation of transcription by RNA polymerase II
Cellular component (GO): transcription regulator complex
Molecular function (GO): RNA polymerase II cis-regulatory region sequence-specific DNA binding; DNA-binding transcription factor activity, RNA polymerase II-specific
Source: RefSeq, a predicted model, not a curated record
UCCUUGCGUUCCAGUUGCACGCGCAACCCGCUCAAAAGACGUAAUGAUUAUUCCUAUCUCGAUCUUUUUUCGAUGGUGGCGUCUGUACUAUACGGAGCAUUUUCUUCAAGGCGCCCUUAGUACCUAGGUAGCCUCCUAGUGGAGGUGCCUAGGGCCUAAGUGUUUCUUCAGGACACCUUUAUUGCUAUCCUCCUAGAUAGUCAAGUAGUGACAGAACACAGUCGAUAUGAUCUUUAUAAGAUAUGGUGAUCUGCUCUUCCAUGCCAAUAAGUCAGUGUGGAAUAACAAUCUCUAGUCAUAAUAGUAAUAGGCGUAUCUUUUUGCCGCUGCCAUUCCUUUACACAUAUCUUAAUCUGCUCCCCAGCGUUCUUGGGAUACUAUCAAGGCAUUCUCUUAAAAUUUUUCAAUUCUUUCAUGAAGCAUUCUUUUUGUUCUUCGUCAUACCUACCCAAUGGAGCACCCACGGCCCAUCUUGUCCUCACAAAGAUACUCCCCAGCAUCUGAUUACGCCUACGAAACGAAGCAUGAAGUGAUGCCAAUGACACGACAACCUCUCGGUGAAUCUACAGGCAACGUUCAACCACACAAUCUUGCUACGUUGGCGCUUUGUAAUCACUCCUUAUCACCACCUUUACAUCCAAUACCAACCCCACCUAUAGUCCCUACGCAGGCAUUGACCUCGAGUUACGGGACAAGCCUGCGAGGCGGACGUUCUUUACACCGCGAUGUAUCAUUACGAGACUCACCAAUGGGUUAUCCAAGGGGCAGCAAGAACCCUAUUUAUGCUUACAAGCAUUUCGCCGACUAUCGUAAUAAAGUAAUGCAAAAGGAGCUCGAGAAGGAACAACCAAUAUGGCCACUCUGGUUAGAGGAUGCUUUUCUCGACGCUCUUCUUUUAAUUCCUCAGAUGGGCAGGAAGAAGUUCUCUUCGAAGACCAUUCUAUAUGGUCGGAACAUGCUUAUCACAGAAUACUUAUGGAUCUACCACUGGUUACUACACCCCCCAACAAAUGGUGAAGUCAUCCCAAACAGACAGAUGAGAGAGAAGGGACCAGAUGGAAAGCCUCAUCCCAUGUACAGAGGAAGGAAACAAGUGUCCAGCCACAUUCAAGUUUUGAAGGGUUUCUUCGCGACGCUAGUUACUUUCCACUUCGUCUUCCCAAACAAGAGAGAUGCAAAGGAGGAAGAUAGGAAGUUGAUCAGGGAGGACGACGACACAGAAUCCUUCAAGAAUAACCGAGUCCUCAUAUCUAUUGCUGACAGUCGCUUGCCUGAGGAACGGCCCAACUACGAAUAUUUCGCUCGCCUCUUGAGCGCUGACAAUGAUGUCUUCCUACGACCGAAACAAUGUUGGAUCUUCGUUUCAUCAUCUCAAGUUAGCCUCAAGGAGAAACAUGUCAAAGGGGAUGACGGCAACACGAAGAAGCAGUUUACCGGCUACACACCCAAUGGGCACUGGCUCGGGGAAUCCGAUUAUCCCCAUCUCAAACUCAAUGAUGGAAAGGACUACAAGGAUCUUCCGCGAAAUGGCGAUCAGCCGACCGUGCUCUUACACGAAUACACUCGGGCGCUCGCGCAGAAGGAAUCUUCCUCUAUUAAGGAUAUCUCUAACCGAUGGGAUGUCCAAUUCCCUGAACUCAAGGAGAAGCUCCUCACUGCACUAGACGACACCCACCCAUCGGACGAGAGAACAUCUCGUUGCGUAGUCGGCCCUUGUGACACAUUCCAUUUCGAGGUCACCCUCGACCUACAUGCCACAUCCAAGUUCCCGGACGGAUCGGAACUUAAUGGUAUGGUCGAACUCUCCAUCAACCGACCUGAACUUCACAACCACACUUGGCGGUCAGUCACCUCCGUCGUGAAACCAGAUGAGCUGCACAUCUCUGGCUCAGAACCUGACUUCUGGGACCGCACCAACCCCGUCGAAGUCAUCGUCUCGCAUCGUGUUGGAUGCAAUGGCGUCGGCCGCUGCGACUGCGCCUCCCGUGGGAGCCGCGACACUAUUGGUGUUCCGUUCCCUGCUGCUAGCUGGGCUAAUACCUUCAUCAAACUUGCACCGUACGUCACAGCUGAACGGGAACGCAAAGAAAAGAGUCGAGAAAAUGGCUCGCAGAAGGGUGCCCGACCUUCGCGAGCUGACCGCGAUACUGCGCGCACCAAGAAGGACGACUCUUCCACUUCUGGGAAAGCCGGAGGUGCAGCGAAGAUGCCAACGCCCAAAGAGCUCCUGUCCCAGGUCGCUAUGUACCAGGAGAUCUGGUCGGCGCCCAACGAUGCCAACGGCGAACGUGCCGGGAAAUGUGGAUGGACAAGACGAUCUGUCGUACUAUGGACGUUCAUCCCUGUGCACGAUCACACGGAUGAGAAGAACAAGACGGUUACCGUGGCCGCAGGUACCAAUUGGCGAUUCUUGACUAAAGUUGACCCAACGUCUGAGUACCACCAGCAGCGUGCGUAUUCGACCGUUUCACCAUCAACAUCCGGAGGAGUCACUCGCGAUGCAGUCAUGUCGCCGAACCCCGGGUACCAAGCUCAUUUAAGUGCCGCGAUGCACGAAAAUAUGGGCGCAGCUUACGAUGCACCUCCUACAUUACCAAGUCAACACCCACACCAUCCACACCAUCAUCAAUCGCACCCGCAUCCAUCACAUUCACAACACCAACACUCGCACCACCAACAACAUGCCCAUAUCCCACCAGGUCUAGACUUACUCAACGCCUUCGACAACGGCCUCGUCACACCACCCCCCACUGCCUCACUCACAGGCGGAUACCCGCAUAGUUUCGACGACAACAGCACAACCGGAAACCCGUACUUAACAGGUCUAGGCGUGCCCGUGUCAUCCGCUUACGAAGAACCAAGUGUCACCGGCGGGUUAAACCUAAACGACGCCUCGGGAUGGGGUUCUUACGUAGAUCCUAGACAUAGCGUCGGCAUGGGCGUAAGUUGGGCUGAUACUGCAGGGUUAACUAGUGCUGGAUCCGCGGGCGCGUUAUGGGCUACGGUGGGGAGUGCGAGUGCGCAUAGACAUGAGUCGCGGGAUAAUAGUUUGAGUGGUGCUAGUACGCAUUGGACGGGCUCGGCGGUGGAUGAGAAGGAAGCUGCUAUGUGGGGGCCGGGGAAGGGUUCGCAACAUCAUGGGCAGUACUCGCAGCAGCAGCAGCAGGAACACCAGGAUCCUUGGGCUUCGUGGCACGCGGGUUCGAGUGAACAUCCGGCCUGGGAUGUAGAUACGCAGGAUUUCUCGCUGGAUUUGGGGGCUACCCAUGCUUCUACUACUGCCGGUGCUGGGUCUACGGGACUUACGCCGCUGCGCGCGCAUAAUGCGCAGCAGGUUGCUGGACGCAAGAGGUCGCGCGCGGAGAGUAUUGAUGAUGGGAGUGGUGGGGAUGCGGCGUACCCCGUGCACUCGAUGCGUAAGUUAUCGCAUCCGAGUCCGCAUACACGGCACGUCGGGGGUUAUGGAGGGGCGCCGACAGCGGUUAUGGAUGAUGGAGUUGGGUAUAUGUAGAUGAGUAUAUGAAUGAGGUUUACUGGUUAUGAUCGCAACUACUUGGGCUCAUGUACCUGGGGUUCACAGUAUGCAAAAGUAUUGGUUAUGAGGGCAAUCUCAG